AUGUCCAAACUGCAGAAUGCCCACUGCAGCAGCACAGAUUUGAGCAGCAGGGCAAACUCCCGACGCCAAAACCCAUCAGCUCCGCGGCGGCUUCGCGUUAGCGCGGCUGGAGUUCCCUUUGCGUCUCGCCCCGUGUACCGCCUCCCGCGUUUGACCCAGGCCCCGGUGAUGGAUGGUCCCUCCUGUGCGCGGGGGCCGGGCCAAUCGCUUUGCACUCUAUCAGCGGCGUAG
Molecule: messenger RNA, 231 nt
Organism: Knipowitschia caucasica
Lineage: Eukaryota; Metazoa; Chordata; Actinopteri; Gobiiformes; Gobiidae
Source: the annotation of a GenBank genome assembly